AUGAUCGGAUCAGUGAUUUUUUCGACUAUUUUAUUGGCUACAGUAACCUAUGCACAAGUUCCAAAUCGGGCAACAGUUUGCACAAAGGCUAAGAACUUUGGUGUAACUUUCUAUACACCAGCUGAAAUGCAACCAAUUUUGUCUUGCAUUGAACCACAAUUAUAUUUGAAUGCAACUGAUACUGAAACAGUUAUCUCAACUGGAAAAUCAUGUGUUAUCAAUAAUAGUGCUAGCAAAGCUAUUACUGCUCUAUCAUUGUAUUCAUCGUGUGAGUUUUCGUUGAUUUUUAAAAACCCCUUUAUAUACCUGUACAACAUUCAAUUUGUUUCAGUCAAUUCAUGCACUGAUUUAAUGGCUCUUCUUGAUAAACUAACUGAACCAUUCCUCACAAUUGCUGCUGUUCCAAUUAAUCAAAGUAUCAAAGCAUUGGAAAAUUGUAAGAAAACCAACACAAAAACUGGAACUGCCAAACAAAAUGCGUGUAUCAACAAAAUGUAUGGAAAAGGACUCGCUAUUGUUACAAAGAGUUUGGUCAAUCAAUAUUGCACUAAAUUAUCCAAGAAAAUGACUGCAACUGAAUGGAAUUGUUGCAAAACUUAUGCUGUCAAAGUUGUUAAUGUCAAACUCUACAAAUGUUAUAAUAUUACCAAGUAA
Caenorhabditis angaria is the source of this 654-nucleotide messenger RNA. The record is from the annotation of a GenBank genome assembly. Lineage: Eukaryota; Metazoa; Nematoda; Chromadorea; Rhabditida; Rhabditidae.